CUACGUUUAACAACCAUCAAAAGUCGUAAAAAAGAAACAAACAUCGGAGGUGUCGAUAGCCGCGACGACCAUCAGAGUUGUCGCAAUUCAUCGAUGGCGCAUUCAAAAAAAGGGUACGGGUAGCACUCAGUCCAGUCCAAACACAGUAAAUCCAACAAGAAAAAAGGAAUGGAAGACAAGUAUCCUAAGCGGCUUAUGGAAGAUGGAAGUGAGCCACAAGUUGGACAGAUAAAUAACUCAUGUCGAAUGUCUAUUUUGAACAAAAUCAAGAGCGUAUUACCAGAGGAGUAUGAGAUUGUGAAGGGUGAUCCAGUUUUCGCAAGUAUUUUUGCAUUGUAUGAGAAUGGUCUUGGGUACUCAGCUCGGUUGAUAAAUAGCAUAAUGUGUAGGCAGUUGGUGACUAAGAUAAGACAUGAGCUGUGGUUUGUGUUUGGUAAGAAGCCGCUUAGAUUCUCGAUGCAAGAAUUCAAUGCAGUUACUGGACUUAAGUACAAUGACGAUUUCAGUGAUGAUUCAGAGAAUUGGACAUAUGAUAAUGGGUUUUGGAGUAAAUUGUUGAGGAGAGGUGGUAUCAUUACCAUUCAAAGUUUGAUGAAGACCCACCUUGAAGCAGCUCCAUCGUGGGGGAAACAAGAAGAUAGAAUUCGGUUUGUGUAUGUUUGUGUAAUUGUUGGGUUGGUAAUGGCUAAGGAUGAGAAGAAGGCUAUACCACAUUCAUACAUCAAGCUGGUCAUGGAUCUUGAGAAGGUUAGGACCUAUCUUUGGGGUCUUGUAGCGUUUGACCAUUUAGUUAAUUCUAUCAUGGAAGCAAGAAAGAAACUGAAGAACCCCAUAAGUUACAUCCUCAAUGGUUUCUCAUAUGCUCUUCAAGUUUGGGUUAUGGAAGAAAUUCCUGUCAUUGGAGAACUGUUGGGAGAGAAGAUUGACAAGGAGAUUACAGCUACUCGAUGUUCUAAUUGGAAAGGUGCUGCAAAAGUAUCCUAUGAUGAACUCCUCCUUGUAGAAAAAUCAAUUGGAAAAAAGGAUGUAGUUUAUCCAUACAUUUCCUCCACCGGAAACGAUGAUGUAUUGGUGGCUGCAGAAUUUAUGAGGAGUGAUGAAAUUAAAGAUUGUGAAGUGGACAACUUGGAUGCUUUGAUCAGAACUUGCUAUGAUUUUGGAGAUCAUAUUUGGGAAAGUGUUGAAGGAGAUAGUGUUGAAGAUGACAAUAUUUAGAAUGUUGAAGAUCAAUUUUCUGUUGGAGGGGACAAAGAAGUUCUGUCUUUUAGUGAUGUAGAAACUAGUGAGAAGCAAGCUAAUACUCCAGAAGUGUCUAGCUUAAAGAAGAGGAAAAAAAGGCAAGCCGAUCAUGGAGCAGAGACACGGAAAAGGAUGGUGCUAAGUCAGCGAGUAUCAACCUCACAUUGUUCUUGUGGAGAAGAGAUGAUGCGUUAUUUUAAGGAACUGUUAGACUCUUCUUUUAAGAGCUUUACAAAAUCAUUUGGGGAACAAUUGAGCACAUUGGAGAAUAAUGUAUCAGAAAUCAAGGCCAUGAUAUCUAGACCAGCAGAGGCGAUUCCUAGACCAGCAGAAGCGAAUCCCAGUCCAUCGGAAGUGACUCACGGUCCACCACAAGUGAAGCCCAAAACUUCGGUACGUAAGAAAUAGCUGCAUGCUCCGUUGUUCUAGUUAUAUUGUAAUAUUCGACACCAAUAGUGUCUGGUUCGACCAGAUUGAUUUAAUUGUCGAUUUUUGGUCGAUUUGGUUUGGGGAAAACCAUUGAACCGAGCUACUUAAAUGAUUUGUCGACAUAAAGGGUUUUGGGAAGUUUAUUUUUUCGCAGCUUCCUUGUUUUGAGAGAAAAGGAGAGAAAACAAGUAUUCUCGAGAUUUUGGUGUUUUUUUUAGAAGAUUGAUUGUUGGCUGUUCUUAGGAGAUCUGAGGCUAGGAGGGUGAUAGAAGCUUGCUGGGAGUGUGGGAUUCGUCAUUAUUGGUCAGAAACUUCCUGCAAAGAGGGUUUUGAUGUUGAGGAUGCAUGGAGAAGAUUAAAGUAGUUUAGAGGCGAGAUUCAGAAUUUCUGAUCGAAGGAAAUCGGUGUCGGUCGACACCAGUUGGGAUGUCGAUCGACAAAAACGUGAGAACGAUUCGAUAACUUUGGGGAGGGUCAAUCGACACUGAUGUAUUGUGUUUUUGAUGUCUUUUGUCCUUCAUUUAAUAUUCGUUUUGAAUCAUUUGUCGCAUAUUUGUCCGUCUUUUGUGUCUUUUUGGUCUUUUCUUGAGUUGUGAUUAGGUGUGGAGACAAUGUGCUAGAUUUGGAGUCUUUUGGUUGGAUUCGAGCUUAACUGGAAUCAAGAAGCAGAAAGUGACUAUUGGGCAUCUUCAAGUUGAACUGAAUCAUGAAGUUUCGACAAGUCUAAACAAGUCUGGUGAAGUCUAUAGACAAGUCUGGUGAAGUCUAUAGACAAGUUUGGAGGAGUAUGGUGAAGUCUGCAGACAAGUCUGGUGAAGUCUGCAGACAAGUCUAGUGAAGUCUGGUGAAAUUUAUGCACAAGUCUGAUAGCUCUCUAGUUUACAUAUUUUUAGCAUCCUUUUUUGUCCAUAUUUUGCAUUGUUCAUACCCUUAACUUAGCAUUUUUAGGUCAUGAAUUGUAG
This is a messenger RNA of Camelina sativa (false flax), 2630 nucleotides long. RefSeq lists its product as uncharacterized. NCBI's taxonomy places the organism in Eukaryota, Viridiplantae, Streptophyta, Magnoliopsida, Brassicales, Brassicaceae. The record is from RefSeq and is a predicted model, not a curated record.